Messenger RNA from Syngnathoides biaculeatus (alligator pipefish), 2388 nucleotides. Its product is annotated as fidgetin-like. The record is from RefSeq and is a predicted model, not a curated record. The coding region runs from base 75 to 2330 and encodes 751 amino acids. Gene Ontology annotation, molecular function: microtubule severing ATPase activity; ATP binding; ATP hydrolysis activity. Lineage: Eukaryota; Metazoa; Chordata; Actinopteri; Syngnathiformes; Syngnathidae. The transcript has 3 exons.
AGCCCCAGCCCACCCCGCCCAACCUCAGCCGAGCCAAACCGGAGGUAGACCUGUGGAGAAAAUAACAGCAUGACAUGAUCAGCAGCAGCAGCAGCAGCAACAGCAGCAUCUAUGGACUGAAGAUGCAGUGGCAUCCUGAGCAAAGCCAGUGGGCCGAGCAGCAUUUUGACAUCUCCUCAACCACAUGCUCUCCAGCCCACAAGGCCGAGCCCUACCGCGUAGUACCCAGCCACCUGCAGUGCGCCGCCGCCUACCAGUAUGCCUGGGCUAAUGAUGACAUCUCGGCCCUCACUGCCUCCAACAUGCUCAAGAAAUACGCAGAAAAAUAUUCCGGUAUCCUGGAAUUACCAAUCUCUUAUCCCGAAGCCUCCAGUGGCCCCGGAGGACUAAACGGACGGAAGGGGGAACCAGAACCCUGGCAGGAUGGUGUCUAUCCGAUGAGCUGCAUACCUGAAGGCGUUCCCAUCCGUAAGGGGGGGGUUGCAGCAGCUUCCGAGGUGGGAACUGGUCUGUGCAGCUCUCCCGGCCUUGCCUCCAGCACUCUGAGUGAGCCUAGCUACUCCACCAGCAGUUGUGGAAGCCUCACUGCCACCACACUCCACUCAUCCUCAAUGCAGUCUCAGGAAUUUGGUGUUGCUUACAGCGGUUCCUACUUGCACAGUAGUUAUAAUUCCCACUCUGUCCAGGCACCUGCACAUCCAUCCCUGCCACCCCCUCCGCCACAAUCUCACGCGACGUUAGUCCCACCUUACAAUGGAAGCUCCUCAAACUUGUCAAGUUAUAAUUACCCCACUGCAGGAUACCCUGGCCAGAGCGGGCCUGGAUACAGCGCUGGGGGACUGCCCCCGCCAUCCUCGUACGUCCCCUCAGGCAUUGCCGCCCCAACACCCCUCGCCCCCUAUCCAUACCAUAACCAUAACUUGACCCCAAUCACCCCAAGUCCUCUUAACAGCUGCUCCUCCAACUUCCUGAAGAGGAAAGCCUUCUACGUGACAGGCCCGGGAGAUAUCGAUUCCUCUUACGGAAGCUUUGGGUACGACCAGGCUCGAAGCUCAACCGAAAGCCCAAUGUACAGAGUGGCUGACAGCAGCAGUACAAACAGAAGCUGUAAUAGUCCUAGUGGCAGUAGUUUUGAUCGAAGUUCUGAGAAGCCAUCUCUACCCUUUAAUCCGCAAAAGCAGUCUACAAUGCCUUCGGAGCAGCAGCAGAGAAAGUAUAGCAACCAGGCAACGAGCAACCCACUAUCCCCGUCAGCCUAUGUCUCUUCCUCACUCGGGGCUUCUCGCAUGGCAGACUCCCUCGUCAACUUUAUAACCCCACCCCUCAGCGAACAAACUGCUGAAGAAGGUCGUAUCCAUCACUCCCACUCAAGGGCUCCCUCCUCUUCAACCAUGUCGUCCUCACGCUCUGCUGAAGAGCAGCUAAAAACCUGUGACCCUCACCUCUUGGACAUGGUAACCUCUGAAAUUGUUCAGCAGGGUCCUCCUAUGGACUGGAGUGACAUUGCAGGAUUAGAUCUGGCCAAAGCAACCCUCCGAGAGGAGGUUCUAUGGCCCCUUCUACGCCCUGACAUGUUCAGAAGCGUAGGAGCCACCCCAAGUUGUGUGCUGCUGUUUGGCCCAAGAGGUAGCGGCAGGACGUUGCUUGGCCGUUGCUUGGCUAUCCAGCUUGGGGCUUCAUUAUUUCGACUCAGUGGGUCUACUUUAGUCACCAAGUGGCUGACAGAUGGAGAGGAAGUUAUUCGAGCGUCCUUCUUGGUAGCGCGCUGCCGUCAGCCAUCUGUACUGUUCAUUAGUGAGGUGGACAUGCUGCUUUCAGCGACACUCAGUGAAGAAAGUCCCAUUAACAGACUAAAGGGGGCACUACUAUCCCAGCUAGACUCACUUCUAUUGGGUUUAGGUGUGGAUGGAAGACACCAAGUGGUCGUGGUUUGCUCCACAAGCAGACCCCAGGACAUAGAUGAGGGGUUGCACAGGUACUUUUCUUCUCGAGUUUUGGUAUCCCUGCCCGAUACCGCAGCCCGGCAUCAAAUUAUCAGCCAGCUCCUCACCCGAUCCCAGUACAAGUACUGCAUUAGCGAGGAGGAGCUGGCACUGCUGGUCCAACACACUGAAGGUUUCUCGGGACUUGACCUAACCAGACUUUGUCAGGAGGCCCAUGUGGGUCUGUUACACAUAUCCACACAACAGGGCAUGGAAAUGGCCAGUCUGAUUAGGCCGCUAACCUACCAGGACUUUGAGAGGGUCUUUUGUAAAUUUCAUCGCGGUACAUCACAAAAAGAGAUCGAUAUGCACACUGAGUGGAACAAAAUGUUUGGAUGCAGACAUUGAAAGUACAUGCUUGAUGUGUAGAAGCCCAUUUCUUCAGGGCAGACACGUGUGAUGGUGG